AUGUCGCGGAGUCAAAGCUCUCGCAGCGCGAACCCGCCGCCCAUUCUCUUCUACGACGUGCCGCACAACUCCCCACAACCGUGGGCACCCCACACCUGGCGCGUCCGAUUCAUCCUCAACUACAAGCGACUGCCCUACCGAACGGUAUGGGUGAAUUUUCAGGACGUCGAAGCCACCCUCCGCCACAUUGGAGUUCCACCGAGCACUCGCAGUGACGGUCGGGCAGUCUACACCCUGCCCGUUAUGGUCGACCAACGAACAAAUCCCCCGGUCAUCCUGUCGAAUGCGAACACCAUCGCAGAAUAUCUGGAGAAGGAAUACCCCGCGCGUCCCGUCUUCCCUGAGGGAUCGCGUGCUUUGCAAACCCUCUUCGUCCACUUCGUCCAGGAGGUACUUUCCAAACCCCUCCUACCCAUCAUGGUCCCUCUCAGUCACCAGCAGCUCCCUGAGAGCACUCAAGCCCACUUCCGUGGUGGGCUCCCGCCGGCGGGUCCGCUCGUCGGCCCCGCACGCGAGCAAGCAUGGCGCGCAGUUCAGGAUCAGUUCGACUUCCUCGCCUUGAUCCUCGACAAGAACUUCGGCGAUGGUGCGGGCGACAGGGUUGUCGCCAUGGGACACGACGUCUCCUAUGCCGAUUUUGCGCUGUGCUCCGUGUUGAUCUGGAUACAGCGCAUGGCGGCGCAUGAUGGCUGGGCCAGGGUGCGAUUGUGGAACGACGGGAGGUGGAAUCGGCUUUGGGAGAGAUGCAGGCCGUACAUGGACGAGCUCUGA
This is a messenger RNA of Cyclocybe aegerita, 771 nucleotides long. NCBI's taxonomy places the organism in Eukaryota, Fungi, Basidiomycota, Agaricomycetes, Agaricales, Hemipholiotaceae. The record is from the annotation of a GenBank genome assembly.